AUGACAUCUAAUCUCAUUGACCACAGCUUUUUCUUCACACCCCUCGAGCGCGACCGCAUCGCCCAUGCGGAGACGUUUGUUGACACGCGUCCGAGCAGCCUGGUCACGGUGAUCUUCCACCCACUCUGGCUGGCGAUGAGUCGCCACGUGGUGCCUGAGAUGGUGGCGCCCAACGCCAUCACACUUGCGGGCCUGGUAAGCUCCAUGCAGUCCUACCAAAUUAUUAGCGAUCAUUACCAAGUGGGGGAAGUGGAUUCUGGUAGCCUACAGGAUCAGACUCCCAUCUUGUUGUCGUGUUUAUUGUGUAUUGUGUCGCUUGUGUGCGGCUCGCUGGAUGGUGUUCACGCAAAGCACUUCCGAUCUGCAACUCCGCUGGGUGACAUUUUCGCUCGUGUCUGUAGCAGUAUCUCGCGUAUAUUUUUUGCCCUGACACUUAUGGAGGCCUUUCAUGUGAGUGAUCGUCAAACGGAAUGGUACUUGCUCAUGGCGCUGCAGUUAGUGGAGUUUAAUACAGUGCUUAGUCGUAUCAACGCAGAUAACCUGAAGCGGGAGAAGGCGAAGAACCUCGCGUAUCACCUUACUUACUGUUUCCGUGACUCGGAGUUGUCCUUAUUGAUCUUGUGCGCCUUAAUUAUUCGUCUGGUCUACCCCGACACGGGCUUUUAUUUGUUGUUCACCUCCAAUUUUCCCAUGUACAGCUUCCUGCUAUUGGUGAUGUUGAGUUUUUUGAAUGUGGCGUUGCUGAAAAUGAAUCGCAAGUACAAGAGUGGGAUUGCGCUUUGUCUGAGUGCACGUUUUGUGCCUUUCUACAGACUUGUGUCGUUGAAUCAUUACAGCAUUCUCAGCGUCAUUAGUGGGGCUCUUGUGAUUGCGCUUCUUUCAAUAGAAGUGCACGUCAGCAACGUUGCCAGGCGUCGUGUGCAUGCCGCCGUCUUGUUUAUAUGCGUCGGCUCCGUGCUUAAUGACCUCUUUUCCAUUGUCGCCUCAGUUCUCUACAUUAUUGGGAUGCUCGUGGAUCUUUCCUACUCCACCCGGAUUCCCUUGUUUGUGCCGGUGAAGAACGUCUUUUGCGACGGCGUGUUUGACUUGUGUCAUGCGGGACACAAAAGUUUCAUGCAGAAGGCCUUGCAGCACGGCAACCGUCUCAUUGUCGGCGUCUGCGGGGACGAGGACUGUGAGAAUUACAAGCGACGCCCCAUCAUGACAACGGAGGAGCGCGUCAACGAGGUGCGGCUGUGCAAGUUUGUUUCGCAGGUUAUCCCAAACAGCCCCGUCUCGGGGGUGACGGAGGAGAUGAUCAAGCGGCAUAACAUUCACGUUGUUGUUUGCGGCACCGAGUACGACCGCCCUGAUGACACGUUCUACGCCGUCCCGAGGCGACUUGGGAUUCUGCGAACCGCCCCCCGCGCCGAGGGCAUCUCCACAAGCGUCUUGAUUGCCCGUAUUCGUGCGGCCACCGACGCCGAUGUUGCGGCAAAAGAUAAGUUGUCGGGGAACUCCGCUGUGAAGGAGGGGUCGUAA
Molecule: messenger RNA, 1521 nt
Organism: Trypanosoma conorhini
Lineage: Eukaryota; Euglenozoa; Kinetoplastea; Trypanosomatida; Trypanosomatidae
Product: putative cholinephosphate cytidylyltransferase A
Exons: 1
Coding region: 1-1521 (506 amino acids)
Biological process (GO): phosphatidylethanolamine biosynthetic process
Cellular component (GO): cytoplasm
Molecular function (GO): ethanolamine-phosphate cytidylyltransferase activity
Source: RefSeq, a predicted model, not a curated record